GGGAUUGUCCCUGUGGAUUGUGCCUGUGGGUUGUCCGGUGCCUGUCACAGGGUGUCAGCAGGUCACACAGAGAGACCCCAGCAGCGCUGGCCUGGUACGGGUGGCACUGGGUGGUUUGUGCCAGCUGACAAACCCCUGUUUGUCUGCCUGUGAGAUGUGUCCCUGUCACAGGGCCACCGAGGGAAGUGUCACCCUGGGAGUAACUAGCUGGCGCAGGAGCAGAGCGGGGACACAAUGCGUGACGUUCCCGUGGGUCGGGAACAGAGGUGGUGGCCCUGGCAUCACUCCUGUGCUGGCUCAGGGCUGUGACACACGAGCCCGAGUCAGGAGUCUCAUUACCUGGCGUGUUCCUCCGCUGGAUCCCUGCUAAUUCCCUCAGGCAGCUGAUCCAGCAUGGCUGAGGCUCUGCCCGGAGCCAUUCAUGCUGCCCCGAUCCCACUGCGGGUGGGAAGGAGMACAGGGAAAAGCGUUCCUGUUCCAACAUGUCCCAGACAGGCACGUGUGGAGCUGUCUGUGAUCCUGCUCCGGUGGGAAAGGCACAGGCCAGAUGGGUUUGCUGCGUGUCAUUCCCAACUGUGAAACAUCCAGAGGGAUCAAUGGAUCUCAGCUCCUUGGUGCAAGGCCUUGAACUUGGGCUGGGGCAAAGGAGCACCACUUCUGUUAGGGGAGAGCACUGGGGAACUGGGAAUCUUGGCUGACUUGGGAAAYGCCAGAAGAUAGAGGGAGGAAUGUCUUCCUGAAAGGCUGCAGCUGAGGAGUUCUCACAGUGUAGAAGAGCUGAUUUUAAUGUAAAGACAGUUUAAAUAUUUAUUUAUUUACUUAUUUCCCUGAAYCCCAGAGCCAGUGGUUUGCCCGAGGGCAGGGGAGCCAUUGGUGUGGCAGUCAUGCUGCUGCUCUGUGCUUCCUGUUCUCACACCUUGGGAAUGUCUGACAGAAGAUGGACCUGUGUCCCGUGGGAUUAGGAAGUUGUAGUUUAUCUAGCAGGAGAURAUUGUGAGAAGGGAUCUGGUUGCUAAUACGUGGUACAAACCUGAGUCACAAAGGAACUUUCCCUGUGGUAGGGGCUGUUCCCGUGCCCUCUGUCACCUGCCCUUGGAGGUCAGGGCUCAGAAAUCAGAAGUUUCGAGUGUGAAAGUGCCCUGUCCUUACCUCCUGUUGGUGGUGUGGUUCCCGUUAGUGACUGUGGAAUAGGUUUUCCUGGGGGAAAGACAUCUGUGGCCGAGAGAGGGACAUUUGUCCCCUCCCUCAGGGUCUGUCCCGAGCACUGGGAGUCUCCAUGUGGUGAGCAAGGCCUCCAGUCAUCACAUUCCAAUUUCCUGAGCCCGUUCUACAGAACAGCCCUACCUGAGCGCUGCUGUCAGCGGCACGAGGGCCUGUGACCUCCCMGUGAUUCAGGCUCCUCUUCCUGUCCCCCCUCUCUCUGUGCUCUGUCUCUGGUGCCAACCRGAGCCCCGGGAGCUGUUCCAGGUGAGCUGCGGUGCCAGACAGGCAUGAGUGCCCAGGCCUGCCCCCAGCACUGAGCAGCCGGAGCCGCCAGGAUGCCGAUCCCUCCUCCCCCGCCGCCGCCCCCCGGCCCCCCGCCACCCCCCACCCUCAGUCAGGCGAACACGGAGCCGCCGAAACUGAGCCGAGAGGAGCAGCGGGGCCGCGGGGCUCUCCUGCAGGACAUCUGUAAAGGGACCAAGCUCAGGAAAGUGACCCAAAUCAAUGACAGGAGUGCACCCAUCUUGGAGAAGCCCAAGGGCAGCRGCGGCGGCAGCUACGGCUCCGGCUCAGCCGCCAUCCAGCCCAAGGGUGGCCUCUUCCAAGGCGGCGUUCCCAAGCUCAGACCUGUGGGAGCCAAGGACAGCACAGACAGCUCCGCUAAACAAACCCUUCAAGUCCCUGGCUCCCGAGCAGCCGCCCCCAGGCCUCCYGUGCCAGCCAGCAACAGCCGCCCUCAGGACGAUGCCGACAGCAGCCGGGGCUCCCCACCGGAACUGCCGCGCACGCAGCGACCCUCCCUGCCUGACCUGUCCCGGCCCGGCACYGCGGGCAGCACCGGCAUGAAGCACAGCUCGUCAGCCCCGCCGCCCCCGCCGCCAGGACGCCGCGCCGCCGCCCCCCCGGCCCCUCCUCCAGCACACGCCAAGGCCUCACCCUACAACCGGGAGAAGCCGCUGCCGCCCACCCCGGGACAGCGCCUGCCCGGCAGCAGGGACGGACCCCCCGCCCCACCACCCAUCAAACCCCCUCCCUCCCCAGUUAGUCUCCGGUCAGGGGCUCAGGGCCAGUCUCUCGCCCCUCCGCCUCCCCCGUACCGGCAACCCCCCGGUGUCCCCAACGGCCCUUCCAGCCCCAGCAGCGAGGCGGCCCCGGAGCUGCCGCAGAGACACAACUCCUUGCACAGGAAGGCGCCGGGCCCGUUGCGGGGUCUGGCACCGCCGCCGCCCACUGCUGCCUCCCCGUCCCUGCAGAGCAGCCGCCCCCCACCGCCGGCCAGAGACCCCCCGAGCCGUGGAGCAGCCCCACCGCCCCCACCGCCGAUGCUGCGGAACGGAGGGCGCGACGCCCCCCCGCCCCCACCUCCCUACAGACUGCACGGCCCCACCGAGCCCCCCAGCCGGGGGAAGCCCCCACCRCCGCCCACCCGGACCCCGGCCGGGCCACCACCGCCACCGCCGCCCGUGCGGAACGGGCACCGGGACUCCAUCUCCACCGUCAGAGCAUUCCUGGAUGACUUUGAAUCCAAAUACUCCUUUCAUCCUGUCGAAGACUUCCCAGCCCCAGAGGAAUAUAAAUACUUCCAGAGAAUCUACCCCAGCAAAACAAACAGAGCUACGCGUGGGGCCCCCCCUCUGCCCCCCAUCCCCAGGUGAAAGCGGGCUGUGCAGUUGGAUUGUUGCAGAGCAGAGACAUGGACCUCGUUCCCCUUCCUCCGCCGGACCCCCCCAGCWCCCAGCCCCCCGGAUCCUGCAUGACACACUCCCAGCCUCUCCGCUUUUCCCAGGACGAGCGGAUCCCCCCAGCCCAGCGCUCUCUGCCAGCCCCACCUCAUCUAUGCACCCCCCAGGACUCGGUGACCUCGUGGCAAGCCUGGAUGGGUCCAUCCCUCAUUCCUCCUCACGGAUCCCGGGUCGGGAUCCACCUGGGAGCUGGGCACGGGACUCGGGGCAGAGCCGUGUGCCGGCUGUUGGGACCAGCGGGGCUCAUGGAGAGGGGCUGGGGUCGGGCAGGGGAUGGACGUGCUGCAAGACCCCUGGAGCAAGGGGGAGCAGGGACAGGCCGGCAGAGCCUGSUUAUCCCAGGAAAGCCUCAUUAUCCCAGUGGAACCUCGUCAUCCCGGCGGAACCUCGUUAUCCCGGCACAGCCCAUUGCUUUUUUGCACAGGAGCCAGUGGAGGUGGGGGAGGGAAUGUGAGUGGGACCAUCCGAGGGGACCCUGACAGCACUGGGCUGCUGGGGACCCCCUUUCCUCUGACCCCACAUGGGGGGCACCCCCAUGUGCCCCCCUCAAAACCGCUGCUCCCCUGGCGCUCCCCCCCGGGAUUCCCCUGGCUCUCACUGCUGACCCCUCCAAACUUAAACAUUUUAACAAGAAAACACUAAUUACAUGGGGGGGGGGGGCAUUCUAUGGAGUCUGGCGCAUCGGGGGUGUGUGGAGGGGCCCUGGGGCCGUGCCGGGGGUGCCGGUGAUGUUUUGCCUUACACUCCCUGUCCGACGGGUGAUCCCGGCCGGACUCUCCGUGUUCCCGCGGGGGGGGUCACACUAACGUAGUUACUGAUCUCUUUGUACCUGUAAAGGAAGGGGAGGGGUCGCAGGGGGGGGCUGCACCCCCCCAGGCGGUUUGGGGCUCUUUCAGGGGAUUUUUUUCUAUGAUGAUGGACCUUUCCCUGUUGAGGCUGGAGCAAGGUGGGUGAGGGGUAAGUGGGGGGUUUCUCUAGAGGUUGAGCCCCCCCAGCGCUGCCCUUUGGGUUAUAAACGAAGGUUCAACACGGUUCUGCCCCUCCCGGAGCGAGGGGCCCUUUUAAAAGGGAACAAAGGAAUUUGGAGGAGCUGGAAAUUGCAUUUAAAUAAAAGUAAUAAAUAAAGUGAUAAAUGAUGUCAAGGACACUGUCUAAGAGAGGUUU
Messenger RNA from Malurus melanocephalus (red-backed fairy wren), 4109 nucleotides. It is a transcript of the gene WIPF2, whose product is annotated as WAS/WASL interacting protein family member 2. The transcript has 8 exons. NCBI's taxonomy places the organism in Eukaryota, Metazoa, Chordata, Aves, Passeriformes, Maluridae. Gene Ontology annotation, molecular function: actin binding. The record is from RefSeq and is a predicted model, not a curated record. The coding region runs from base 1539 to 2858 and encodes 439 amino acids.